GUCAAAGCAGUCCCGUCAGUCUUGACAGCUCCAUAACAGAACCUGGAAAUAAAAAUAAAAGGAAAAUUCAUUUUUUUUUCUUUUGCAAGAGUAACUUGCACUUUUAAAGAAAACUGAAUCGUGUAUGCUUCGUCUCAAAAAAAGGCACAUGCAAUUCAAUGAUAUUUCGAUAUUUGAUGCACAAGAACUUUAUCUGCGGGUGUUUCGAAGAAAAACGUUGUUUUUUACAGCUUGAUAAGGGACUUUGACAGAUUUAUUUGCCUGAGCAAAUACAGUUUUGCAACUUUUGUAGUGUCCCCAAUCAGCUCGAGAUUUGACCAUUUAGCCAAAUCAGGCUAACUGUUUUUUCUACUCGCUUUCGUCGAUUUACGAUUUUUCUUAUGAAUCUACUCGACCCCUUCAUGAAGAUGACAGAGGACCAGGAGAAAUGUCUGUCAGACGCCCCCAGUCCGAGCAUGUCCGAGGAUUCUGCGGGGUCCCCGUGCCCGUCUGGAUCGGGCUCCGACGCCGAGAACACCAGACCGUCGGAGAAUAGCUUGUUGGGACCGGACAGUCAGAUGCCUGACUUCAAAAAAGAGGGCGAUGAUGACAAAUUCCCCGUUUGCAUCAGGGAUGCGGUUUCCCAGGUGCUGAAGGGCUAUGACUGGACCCUAGUACCCAUGCCCGUGCGGGUGAACGGAAGCAGCAAAAACAAGCCUCACGUUAAGAGACCAAUGAAUGCGUUCAUGGUGUGGGCUCAGGCUGCCAGGAGAAAGCUGGCAGACCAGUACCCGCAUCUUCACAACGCAGAGCUCAGCAAAACACUCGGGAAACUUUGGAGAUUGCUCAACGAGGGCGAGAAGCGUCCCUUCGUUGAAGAGGCAGAGAGACUGAGGGUGCAGCACAAGAAAGAUCACCCCGAUUACAAGUACCAGCCGAGGAGAAGGAAGUCCGUGAAGAACGGGCAGAACGAAGCUGAAGACGGAUCUGAGCAAACUCACAUCUCACCAACUGCGAUCUUCAAAGCGCUGCAACAGGCCGAUUCCCCUCACUCUGCGUCCAGCAUGAGCGAGGUGCAUUCCCCCGGCGAGCAUUCAGGCCAGUCCCAAGGUCCACCUACUCCGCCCACAACUCCCAAAACAGACGUGCAGGCUGGAAAAGCAGAUCUGAAACGGGAAGGGCGCCCCCUGCAGGAAGGUGGUGGCAGGCAGCCUCACAUUGACUUCAGAGAUGUGGACAUUGGAGAGCUGAGCAGCGACGUCAUAUCCAACAUAGAGACAUUCGAUGUCAACGAGUUUGACCAGUACCUCCCGCCCAACGGUCACCCAGGUGUUCCAGCCACCAACUCAGCUCAUAGCCAGAGUGGCCAGGUCACUUACACUGGCAGCUACGGCAUCAGCAGCACCUCGGUCCCCCAAGCAGCAAACGUCGCGGGGCACGCUUGGAUGGCCAAGCAGCAGCAGCAGCAGCAGCAGCACUCCUUGCCCACCCUCAGCAGCGAACAGGGGCAGCAGAGAACAACACACAUCAAGACCGAGCAGCUGAGCCCGAGCCACUACAACGAGCAGCAACACUCCCCGCAAUCAAUCAACUACGGCUCCUUCAACCUGCAGCACUACAGCUCUGCAUAUCCUACCAUCACACGCUCCCAGUAUGACUAUUCAGAGCACCAGGGAGCCAACUCCUACUACAGCCACGCAGCAAGCCAGGGCUCCGGCCUGUACUCCACCUUCACCUACAUGAGCCCGGCCCAGAGGCCCAUGUACACCCCCAUUGCAGACACUACCGGGGUCCCUUCCAUUCCCCAGACCCACAGUCCUCAGCACUGGGAGCAGCCUGUCUACACACAGCUCACCAGGCCUUAGGAGCCAUUCAGACCGAAUGCAGUGACUGUUGUGAGAAAGGCCAUCCCCAUACCAUCUCAGAAACUGUUACUCUAGAGCCAGUGUGCCAGGUCAGUGUCAACUCAGAUCUGAGAAUGAACAACUCGAAACAGUGAACAAGAGCUGGGCUUUGGUCAUUUAAAAAGGCAGGUGAACAGUCUUUGAAGGGCUGGAAUGGUUCAAUCAGUGCCUUUUUUGUUGGACUUAUAAUUCAUUGUGUUUUUUAGCCAUAAUUAAAAGAGAAAUCCUCUGUGAGGACUUAUUAAUUCUAAAUAUAUUUUAGUAUGUACUGUGUAUGUUUCAUUCUUUUUUUGGCGGGGGGGGGAGGGGUGGGAUUUAUACAUAUUUGUAGGUAAAUAAGAUGCUCUUAUUUUUUAUUUUUUUUCAAAUCAGCUCUAUAAACCACUUGUGGUAGUACAGUCUGCUAUAGCCUUUUUUUUUUGCUGACAAACAUAUUUUUGUACAGAAAAAAAUAAUUAUAUAUAUAUUUUUUUUUUUACUCUCUCGCAAUAAUGUAUUGUGCUUUUGUAACUUUUUGUAGGAAAAACAAAAUGUAAAGAAAAUGCUGGAUAAUGUUCUAGUGAUAAAAAACAAAGUGCCAGUUAUCAAUGAAAGGGUUAAAAAAAUCGGAAAGGUAGCUUUUACAUCCUUGGGCCUUACUACAUAACUUAAAGAAAUGUAUCAUGUUUUUUUCUGCAAGAUGCUGUCUUUGCACCACUAGUGCCUAUGGACCAUGCAUGCAGGAGCGAAAUUAAAUUUCCAUGUUUUACUAGAUUGACAUCCACACCACACCAGCCCUGCACCAAGAAGCCACAGCUGAUAUAUUACUUCCUGUUUGACAGCACGUGCUAAACAGGCACAGUAAGUGACCUUUAACCCAUUAAGUUCCAGCAGGUCACAACAAAGUUACUUUAGUAUUCUCCUCCCUGUUCCUAACCCAUUUAAAGUUAUUUAUUAGCAUUAAUUUUAUUUCAAAGUAAAUAUUUGCAUUGUGUUUGUUUUAAUAUACAGCUGUAUACAACUAAUUAAAUUUAAUAAAUACCCUAGGUAUAUAUAAAAAAAGGCAGUUGAUGGAAAGGGUACCCUUGUUGUUUUAAUAUGGUGCAAAUUGUAACCAUUGUUUAUUUAUCAUUUUAAGUGUUUCUGUUAUUAAAAAAAUAUUUUAAAGUCUUGUAUCUAGCUGUGUACAGAUGUGUUUUAAUUGUAAUUAAACGAUUAAAAUAAAAAAAAAAACAACUGGAAAAGUUAUUUUUAAUUUUUAAAAACAGAAGUUGCAAAUGUAGUGUAUCACUGAUUUGCAUUUAUAUUUCCUGCUUCAGCUUUGUUUUUUAACUAUGAUCAAGCUGUGGCUGCUGGAAAGACUUCUCUUUAUAAAAGACAAAAUCCUUUUUUUUUUUUUUUAAAGUUCUAUUUCUUUUCUCUAUUAUAUAUCCCAGUACUGAUUUUUACAACUUUUUGUAAUGCAACUGAACAAAACAUAUUGGGUUUUUUAGGCGUUUUAACAAAUCAUUGUCUUAAAAAGCUUAUCUUUUGUAUUAUAUUGUUUGCAAUAAAAGAGAAAAUGUAUUUAAAAAAAA
Molecule: messenger RNA, 3439 nt
Organism: Acipenser ruthenus (sterlet)
Lineage: Eukaryota; Metazoa; Chordata; Actinopteri; Acipenseriformes; Acipenseridae
Product: transcription factor Sox-9-B-like
Exons: 3
Coding region: 381-1844 (487 amino acids)
Biological process (GO): negative regulation of transcription by RNA polymerase II; morphogenesis of an epithelium; heart development
Cellular component (GO): nucleus
Molecular function (GO): RNA polymerase II cis-regulatory region sequence-specific DNA binding; DNA-binding transcription factor activity, RNA polymerase II-specific
Source: RefSeq, a predicted model, not a curated record